AUGAUCGCCGAGCUCUUGGCCAUGCUGGCCGGCCAUCCUUCGAGCCUGUUUGCAUCUUCGUCCAUCGCACCCUCCGCCACCGCGCACGGCGCACCAGCGGGUCCGCUCAAGAUCAGGGACGAUCUCGACUUUUUGCAUCCGUCCGAGAUCGACAUCCUCAACCAUCUCGCCACAUACUCGACGCGCUACGUGCGCAUCAAGUUGUUUGCCGAUGCGCAGAUCGAAGCGGCCCGACAACGUGCCGUCCGCGCCGCCUUACGCGCCAACACCCUGUCGAGCCGCAGCUCCACCACCAGCGGCAAAGAUGCGCUGUCCGAGCUCGAGCAACAGCCAACGCUCCAUCUCGUUCCGCUAUGCUCGACGCUGCUCUCCAUCCUCUCCGACUACCACGCGCUCGUUCUCGAGACAGAGCGUCUCGUGCUCGACAACCACCUCGAUCUAGUCGCUCGCAACGGCUUUGUCUCUCUCGCCAACCUCCGAGCCCGUUUCGAGCCGUGGGACGCACCCCUUACUGCCCUCGACGAGCUCGUCACCCUCCUCGUGAGAGGUCCAUCCAGGGGUCGCGAUGCCGCAUUCGCUCUCGAGACUACCGAGCCGACACAGCCACAGCAGGUCGAGUCGGACGGAGCUGCCGCCUUCCCAGCUGCUUGGACCGGCGGUCUGCUCAUCGACCUGCUCAGCCUCAAGGCUUCCACGGGCGUCGAGCGUGUCGCAGCACACAUGGCGAGGCUGCGCAGCGCGGUCGAGGAUAGCUGGAUGCAGCAUCUUGUCGCAUGGGUCUGCCGGGGAGAGAUUCACCGCCCAGGAGGGAUCGCAGAUCCAAACGCUUCCAAGCGCACCUUGACCUCGCGAGAUCAGCUCGUCCACUGGAUCCACGCCACCGAGGCCGAUGCUCACACCGACCAUGCCGCGCUCGCGCCUGGCGAUGGCCUCGCCGACUGGGCCGCCACCGCCACAAACACCUGGGCUUUCCGCCAAGAUGCCCUCCCCUCCGCCAUCUCGGACUCUACCGCCGACUCGAUCCUGUACGUUGGCCGGGCACUCUACACGAUCCGCUCUGCAAGCACGUCGUCUAUGCAUUCCGGCGGCGCACGCUCCGGUCCAGGUCGUCCCUCGGGCCCACCAGACGCAGUUAUCGAGCUUCACGAAGCCAACUUGGCCCGCGUCAACGUGCGGCCCAGUCGGCCUUCGGAUCUGGACCGCGCCAUCCAGUCGCUGCGCAACGACGUAUCCGAGUGGAUCUUCCGCAACAUUCUCACCACCUCGCUCGUGCUCUCGUCGCUGCGCUGCCUCGGCGACUACUUUCUGCACCGCAACGGGCCCUACAUCCUCUCGCUGCUCGAGGAGAUCGAGACCAUGCGCAAGAACAAGCUCUACCGCGCGCGAUCCGCCGCUGCCAGCGUGAUCCGCUCGAGCGACCUCGAGCUUGCGCUGCGCAGGGCGACCGUGGGCACGUGGGCCGAGGACGAUCCGGCGCUCGAGCGGCUGCGAUUCGUGCUGCCCAGGGGUGGGUAUCGCCCGAGCCUGGCGGGUGCCCGCACGGCCAAGGUGCGUGGCACCGCAAGCUCGACCGCCUCGAGCGACAAUCCGACGGGAGCCGCGGCGGGGGCGGCUAGGUUCGACGACUACCUGAUCGGCGUGCCGGCACAGCUGCACUACACGGCAGUGUUCCCGCUCGAUCUGUUCCUGUCGCCUGCGGACCUGGCGGCGUAUUCACGCGUGUUCUCGUACCUGAUCGCCAUCAAAAAGAUCCACGCGCGCGUGCUCGAGUGCUGGGUGGCGCUCAGCAAGAACCAGCGUGGCCGGCGCAAGUUUACGGGUACGGGCGAGGGCGGUGUGGAUGCGCACGAGGAGAGGCAGCGCGCGCAUCUGUUGCGCUGCACGUGCGGCGUGGUGCGCAGCAUGAAGUGGUUCCUCGACACGCUCCUCGGCCACUUCCAGACGGAUAUUAUCGACACGCAGUAUGCGAGCAUGAUCGAGCAGCUCAGCGCCAGUGUAGCGCCCGCCGUGGCGGCAGAGGCGGGUGUGCCCAUGGCUGCGUCACGCUCAGCCACGCGAGUCAGGAAGGAUUCCGAGCAGCUCGUCGCGUCCUCGCCCGUCGCUUCGGCCGCGCCGAGCGAGGCCUGUGGCGAGGGCGGGAGACCCCGCGUCGGCAGUGGGUCGGCGAUGGGACUGUCGCGCCCGCCUACAGUCGUGGCUGGAUCGGUCAGUGGUGGUGCAGCUAGGCAUCGGCGAUUGGCGUUCCCGGUCUCGGGCCCUGCAUCGUCCGCAUACCCUACACCGGCGACAGGCCGUGCAGGACGACGCUUCGUAUCCUCGUCCACGCGGCCCGAGUCGGUAGCCGACGGCGCCGAGACGGUGCAUGCGGACAUGGAUGGGGGGAUCGAAGACGACGCGGGCGUGCUGGACUUUGGUCUGCUUCGCGCCUCGCACACUGCCUUUCUGGCGUAUGUGCAGGACGGCCUGCUGCUCUCGUCGCCCGUAGCAUCGAGUCUGGUGCGCUCUGUGCUCGAGAUCUGCAACCGCUUCGUGGGCGCCAUCGAGCGCUGGGGCGGCGACGUGCUGCCUCCUCUUCUGGGCGAAAGCACCGCCGCUGCUUCGGCCCAAAGCGCAGAUCCGACAGCGGUAGUGCGCGAGCGACAGAAGGUCGUCGACGCUGCAGGUGCCGAAUUGGCAGCGGAACUCGAACGAUUCUUUCGCCUGCUCUCGUCUUCGUCCAGCGGAGGCUACCAGGCGGGCGGCGCCAAUGUAUCGACGCUCGCAGGCACGCUCGACGAAACCGGAAUCGGAUCGCUCUCGAUCUCGGUGGCCCAACUCGCCAUGCCGCGCGACAAACUCGAUUGGACCUCGUCAUCGUCGUCAUCGGCCAAGAAGCAUCUCGAACAGCUCCUGCUCCGUUUGGAUUAUAGCGGUUUCUUUGCCGGCCAAGCCCACACCAAGCCUGCUCCCCAAAACCCGCUCGAGACCUCGCUCCGGGCAUAG
Messenger RNA from Moesziomyces antarcticus, 2982 nucleotides. RefSeq names its product gamma-tubulin ring complex protein. The coding region runs from base 1 to 2982 and encodes 993 amino acids. NCBI's taxonomy places the organism in Eukaryota, Fungi, Basidiomycota, Ustilaginomycetes, Ustilaginales, Ustilaginaceae. The record is from RefSeq and is a predicted model, not a curated record. Gene Ontology annotation, cellular component: equatorial microtubule organizing center; centrosome; spindle pole. The transcript has a single exon. Gene Ontology annotation, molecular function: microtubule minus-end binding; gamma-tubulin binding. Gene Ontology annotation, biological process: mitotic cell cycle; microtubule nucleation; spindle assembly.